This is a messenger RNA of Ctenocephalides felis (cat flea), 2641 nucleotides long. It is a transcript of the gene Smyd4-2, whose product is annotated as SET and MYND domain-containing protein 4. Lineage: Eukaryota; Metazoa; Arthropoda; Insecta; Siphonaptera; Pulicidae. The transcript is spliced from 14 exons. The record is from RefSeq and is a predicted model, not a curated record. Gene Ontology annotation, molecular function: protein binding. The coding region runs from base 1 to 2610 and encodes 869 amino acids.
AUGAAUGAUCAGGCAAUUAAAAUUGAACCACCAGAAUAUUCACCAGAAGACAUUAAACACGAAAUGGAGGAUGAUUUUGAUGAUCCCGACGUUAUUGUUAAAUCUGAAUCGUGUUCUGAAGAUAAUGAUACGUGUUUAGAAAGAUUUAUGAAUUCCGAGGUAACAAUCGAAGAAGAAGUUAAACAGGAGUCAUUUGAAAAGUCACAUGCUGAUACACAGUGGAGUACACACGCCCAUGAAUGCAAUAUAUGCAAGAAGACAUUCACACAAACAGGUAGUCUGAAAAGACACAUGCUCAUUCACAUUGGAGUACAACACGCCCAUGAAUGCAAUAUAUGCAAAAAAAAAUUUACAGAAAGAAGUAAUCUGAAAAAACACAUGCUGAGACACAGUGGAGUACGUCCCCAUGAAUGCGAUAUAUGCAAUAAGACAUUCACAGAAUUAGAUAAUUUAAAAUUUAUUUUCGAAACCAUGGAUUGGAAUUUAGAUCCUUUCUACACGGACACGUGUAGUGCUGCAACAAUACAGAGUACAAAGAAAGGAUUCUUUUUCGAUUAUGUCGAUCAUGUGUUGAACACUGUUGGUGAAAAGUGGUUGCAGAAAAAAUUUGCAAAUUCGGAAAGUGAUGAACAGAGAAUUAAAAGUUUGCUUAGUGACAAGAAGUCUUCGAAAGCUGUCCUCGACACCUUAGGGCGGGUUGUCGCCCUAUACCGCGGUAAAGACGCCGCGGUGUCCCGAGAAAAGCGCCUUCAAGGAGAUUUGGCCCUAAGGGCGGGAAGUCCGAGGAAGGCAGUUGCCCUAUAUAGUCAAGCUGUACUUAGGGCACCGAUUUCAGGAGCGGAUAAUUCUAUAGACGCCGGUCUAAGUCUUCCCUUAGCUUUAUGGUGCAGGGCGAGUGCCCUAAGUGCCUUACCAGAAAACGAAGCCAUUUUAUGUGAAACCCCAAAAAAAUGUGUUCCAGCAAUUUUGGCAAUAUCAGAUCUACAAGAAGCUAUGAAGACAGGUCUGCCAUCAACUCAGAAAGGAGAAAUGUAUAGACGUAUGGGAAAAUGUUACACAGUUAUUGGUGAGUACGCCCGAGCAAGAGUUUCAUUUGGUCUUUCCAAACGAAUGUUGGAAGAAAUUGUUGAUCAAGAAGCAUUGGCUCGCCUAGAACUAGAUCUUCUUGAAUUGGAGAUGAUGGAAAAAGAACAGCCUGACAAGAAGUUAAAAAUUGGAGAUUCUACAACGCAGUUGCCCCCUUUGUCCGGCGGUAAACACGCAUCCCUCUCGGGGGCCUGCGCUAAUAUGGGAGUCAGAGAAGACCCUGGGAGCGCCGGACGAUACGUGGUCGCCACGAAGCCUCUGAAGACGGGCGAUACCGUUCUUGUAGAAUCGCCCCUUGGGGCAUGUCUUUCUCAUGACAAAUACGGAACGCACUGCUAUCAUUGCUUCGAAAGAUUACAAGCUCCUAUAGGAUGUACAGACUGUGCAGCAGUUGCAUUUUGUUCAACAAAAUGUCGUGACAAAUCACUGGAAACUUAUCAUCGAUACGAAUGCCAUUAUUUAGAUUUAUUAUUUGGUUCCGGAAUGAGUAUCCUAUGCCACUUGGCCCUAAGAUUAGUUUGCCAACACCAAACACCAAGUAAGGCCCUUGGUUCACUAACCGGCGAUUCGGGGAUUUUUAGUAAAUUAUGUACGCACAGAGACCGAAGGGCCCCCAAAGACUACGCCAUGAGGGCCUUGAUGGCCCUUUUUUUGACCACGUGUCUGAAACGUUCGGGAUUCUUCGGGCAAGAGGAAUCGGACAAUAAAACUAAACAAGUAAAUUUCACAGAUGAACAAAUCCAAAUAGCUGCAACAUUAGUGCAUCUACUGCAAAUGUUGCAGUUCAACGCGCAUGAGAUGUAUGAAACACGUUUGGGACCGGAUCACAUAUUCACCGGUUCAAAACCAAUUUCGAUUGGCGUUGCAGUUUACUCAACUGGAUCGCUUUUCAAUCAUGAUUGUUAUCCAUCUGUUAUAAGAUACUUUAUCGGAGAUCGCAUAGUUUUACGAUGUGUUCGUCCUAUUGCUGCCGGUGAAAUGAUUUCCGAAAACUAUGGCCCAAUUUUUACAAAAAGGACCCUAGCCGAAAGACAACGAAAUUUAGGGUCACGUUACUGGUUUAAAUGUUCCUGCCAAGCUUGUCAAGAAGAUUGGCCGACGUUCAAAAAUAUGGACAACAAUGCAAGAAUAAGGUGUCCAAGUCCACGAUGUACAAAAUUACUUCAAAAGCCAUCAGAUCCACAUAAACCAGUCAGAUGCACCGGUUGCAAAAAAAAUGUAGUUUUGAAGGACGAAAUGUUAGAAUUAUUGGAAUGUCAACAAAAAUAUCAGGACGCCGCCCAAUUGAUGGAGGAAGAAAAUGGCCAAGAAGCAAUCUCGCUAUUCUGUUCGGCCCUGGACAGAUUCCACUUGGUGGCUUCAGGGCCGCACAAGGACACCCAUGUCGCUCAAGAGGCCCUCAGAUCCUGCAUGGCCUGCACUGGAAAUACUUUCAGAAAUCCAAAAUCUAAUAAUCAAAAUAUCAUCGAAGAAGAUGUCAUGCCUAGAGUGGCUCCGACGUGUACCAUCACUGAAAUCGACUAAAAAAAAGAAUAAUAUUUGGUAGAAGAACAAA